AGGGAACUCUCCGCUCAACGCACCUGCCAACCUUUUCUAGAUUCCCUAUACCAAACUCCAUCUCUCUCUCGUCUCGCAGACAAAUGCACUUUAAUGUGCCAGCUCAAACAAAUCCACGCCCGAAUGAUAAUUUCCUCACGCAUCCACGACCAUUUCGCCGCCAGCCGCUUGCUCUCCUUCUGCGCCCUCUCAGAAUCGGGCGAUCUCCAUUACGCGACAAAGCUCUUCAACAACACGCAAAACCCAAAUCUUUUCAUGUGGAAUACUCUUAUAAGAGGACAUGCUAACAGCCAAAUCCCUGAAAAAUCCGUCUUUCUUUACGUUCAGAUGAGAAAGCUUGGGGUUGUGCCCAAUAAUCACACGCUUCCUUUCCUCCUCAAGGCGUGUUCCAAUUGUGGGUACUCUGAAUCUUGCAAACAGGUUCAUACCCAUGUUUUUAAGUUUGGGUUGGAGCUGGAAUUGCACAUUGUUAAUGCCUUGAUGAGGGGGUAUUGUGUUUCGACUGAUUUGGAAGGUGCUCGCCAGUUGUUUGAUGAAAUGCAAGAGAGAAAUUUGAUUACCUGGACUACGAUGAUCAGCGGGUACGUUCAAAAUUUCUGCGCUGACGAAGGAUUGGUGCUGUUUAAUAAAAUGAUUUUAGAAGAUUUUGAGCCCAACGGUGCUACAUUCGCUUCUGUAUUAUCUGCCUGUGCAGAUUCUGAUUGCUUGGAAUUGGGAGAGAGGAUUCAUGGCUUCAUUAAAACCAAAAAUAUUGAAAUUGGAGUUAUUCUUGGAACUGCAUUAGUGCAUAUGUAUGCAAAGAAUGGAGCUAUUAUGAAGGCCAAAACCUUGUUUGAUAAAAUGCCACAGAGAAAUAUAGCUACUUGGAACGUAAUGAUAUGCGGAUUGGCUGGCCAUGGACAUGCUCAAGAAGCACUUACUCUGUUCCAAGAGCUAGACAAGGGGCAAAUUAUCCCGAAUGACAUCACAUUUGUGGGAGUUUUAUCUGCGUGCUGUCAUGCUGGAUUGAUUAUUGUUGGCCGAGAAAUCUUCAAUUCAAUGAAGAGGGUUUAUGGUGUUGAGCCCAAGAUCGAACAUUAUGGAUGUAUGGUUGAUCUUCUUGGUCGAGGAGGGAAGGUUGCUGAAGCCGAGGAACUGAUCAAGGAAAUGACCUGGAAAGCUGAUGUAGUAAUAUUGGGAGCUCUAUUGGCAGCUUGCAAAAAUCAUCGCAAUAUAGAAGUUGCUGAGAGAGUGGUCAGAGACAUUCAGGCUCUGGAACCUGAUAAUCAUGGGGCUUAUGUUGUUUUGGCUGGCAUGUAUGCUGAGGCUGGUCGGUGGGAGGAUGUUAGGGGGCUGAGGACAACAAUGAGAAGAGCAAAGCUAAACAAAACACCUGGGUGGAGUAAGGCAGAUGUUGACAAUUAACCAGUAGACCAUAUUCUAAAUCAUCUUGUGUGCAGUGACUCUUCUACAAUCCUGUUAAAUGAAGAUCAUCAAAGCCAAAAUGCCCAUCAGAGAACAGCCAUUUUCUUUAUAAACCCCUCAUCAAAGAGAACAAAACCUCAUAGAAUACCAGACACAAUAAAUGGGUAACAUUUUAGGUGGAACACGGAAUCCAUGAAGGAAGACUAAUAAAACAUACAGACAGGGUCAACAGCGUUCCCUUUCUAUCAUGGAGAGCAACCAAGGCAGGUUUACGGCCAUUACUUAAGGUUUUCCAGUGAGGAAAAAGCUCUCAAUCACCAAACAUUGUGUUACCAUGCAUUAGAGAAGUAGAUAUGUUUGCAUUGAGGCCAUGAUUUUGAAGUUUGUAGGGUUUAAAACAACUCUGUUGGACAAGAAUAUACAACAUUCUGAUUAUAAGAGAGUACAAAGUAUAACCGUGACUUCCUGGAACUAUUAUGUCCAUUAUUGUCAUUUGUGUAAGAAAAGAAGCUGUAUAUGAUUUCCUGCCAAAUUUACAAUAUCCACAGAAAUGUUUGAGAUUUGAAAAAGACUCUGCUCAUAUUCUCCGUCCUCCUGUGUCUUGCAGCUAUCAUUUCUCAGUUGAUACGCGAAAGUGAGAGCAGAAUCAUGCAACAGUAUGCAAAAAGCUGUAACAAAAAUUCAGAAGAAAA
Molecule: messenger RNA, 2096 nt
Organism: Rubroshorea leprosula
Lineage: Eukaryota; Viridiplantae; Streptophyta; Magnoliopsida; Malvales; Dipterocarpaceae
Source: the annotation of a GenBank genome assembly